This is a messenger RNA of Hipposideros armiger (great roundleaf bat), 3249 nucleotides long. It is a transcript of the gene TBC1D10B, whose product is annotated as TBC1 domain family member 10B. The record is from RefSeq and is a predicted model, not a curated record. The coding region runs from base 1 to 2424 and encodes 807 amino acids. The transcript is spliced from 9 exons. Gene Ontology annotation, biological process: regulation of GTPase activity. Gene Ontology annotation, molecular function: small GTPase binding; GTPase activator activity. NCBI's taxonomy places the organism in Eukaryota, Metazoa, Chordata, Mammalia, Chiroptera, Hipposideridae.
AUGGAGACGGGCCCGGCGCCCCUGGUGGCCCCGCCGCGCCGUCAUGGCGCCUCCGCGGCCCCCUCGCCGCCGCCCCGCGGCUCCCGGGCCGGGCCCGUCCUUGUGGUGGCUCCGGGACCGCCAGUGACCAUGGCCACUUCGGCCCCGGUCACCCUGGUGGCACCCGGGGAAGCGCAGCCAGCUUGGAUACAGGGGCCGGCCCAGACCUCGGCCCCGGCCCCGGUGGCCACGGGCAGCACGGUAGUGGUGCUAACUCUGGAGGCCUCACCUGAAGCCCUGAGAGCGCAGGUCUCCCCCGACCCAGAGCCCCUGGUGUCCGCGGAAGUCGAGACGUCGAUGGCUCUGGCCCCAGGAGUAGACUCUCCGAAGAUGGAGGAGGCUAAAACCUCAUCCACCCCUGGACCAGGGACCCCCACCAGGACCCCUUCCAGAGCGGUUUCUGAGGCCCUGACCGCCAAACCCCCGCUUGCCCCCAAGCCGGGAACCACAGUGGCCUCAGGAGUGACUGCGCGGGCUGCAGCAGUGAUCGCAGGACAGGUGAUAAGUGGACACGGAGCUGCAGCAGCAACAUCAGCAUCAACGGGACAGGCUCCAGAGGACUCCUCAGGGCCUGGCACAGGCCCCCCAGGGACAUGUGAGGCUCUGGUCGCUGCUGUGACGGUGACCCCUGCUCCAGAGCCUGCCGAAAACUCUCAGGACCUAGGCUCCACGUCCAGCCUGGGACCUGGCAUCUCUGGACCUCGGGGGCAGGCCCCAGACACUCUGAGCUACUUAGACUCCGUGAGCCUCAUGUCUGGGACCUUAGAGUCCUUGGCUGAUGAUGUGAGCUCCAUGGGCUCAGAUUCGGAGGUCAAUGGGCUGGCCCUGCGCAAGACGGACAAGUAUGGCUUUCUCGGUGGCAGCCAGUAUUCGGGCAGCCUAGAGAGUUCCAUUCCCUUGGAUGUGGCUCGGCAGCGGGAGCUCAAAUGGCUGGAGAUGUUCAGUAACUGGGAUAAAUGGCUUUCACGGCGUUUCCAGAAGGUGAAGCUGCGCUGCCGGAAGGGGAUCCCCUCAUCCCUCAGAGCCAAGGCCUGGCAGUACCUGUCCAACAGCAGGGAGCUCUUGGAGCAGAACCCUGGCAAGUUUGAGGAGCUGGAACGGGCUCCCGGGGACCCCAAGUGGCUGGAUGUGAUUGAGAAGGAUCUGCACCGCCAGUUCCCUUUCCACGAGAUGUUUGCUGCACGAGGGGGACAUGGGCAACAGGACCUAUACCGAAUCCUGAAGGCUUACACCAUCUACCGGCCCGACGAGGGCUACUGCCAGGCCCAGGCCCCCGUGGCCGCCGUGCUGCUCAUGCACAUGCCUGCUGAGCAAGCCUUUUGGUGCCUGGUGCAGAUCUGCGACAAGUACCUCCCUGGUUACUACAGUGCAGGGCUGGAGGCCAUCCAGCUGGACGGUGAAAUCUUCUUUGCUCUAUUGCGCCGGGCAUCCCCGCUGGCUCACCGGCACCUGCGGCGGCAGCGCAUUGACCCCGUGCUCUACAUGACGGAAUGGUUCAUGUGCAUCUUCGCCCGCACGCUGCCCUGGGCCUCCGUGCUGCGCGUCUGGGACAUGUUCUUCUGCGAAGGCGUGAAGAUCAUCUUCCGGGUGGCCCUGGUGCUGCUGCGGCACACUCUAGGCUCCGUGGAGAAGCUGCGCGCCUGCCAGGGCAUGUACGAGACCAUGGAGCAGCUGCGCAGCCUGCCCCCGCAGUGCAUGCAAGAGGACUUCCUGGUGCAUGAGGUGACCAACCUUCCAGUGACAGAAGCACUGAUUGAGCGCGAGAACACCACCCAGCUCAAGAAGUGGCGGGAAACCCGAGGGGAGCUGCAGUACCGGCCCUCCCGGCGACUGCACGGUUCCCGGGCCAUCCACGAGGAGCGCCGGCGACAGCAGCCCCCCCUGGGUCCCUCCUCCAGCCUCCUCAGCCUCCCUGGCCUCAAGAGCCGAGGCUCCCGGGCAGCUGGGGGGACUCCCUCUCCUCCCGCUGCUGCCCGCAGGGCCAGUGCUGGGCCUGCCCCUGGGCCUGUGGUCACCGCGGAGGGACUGCGUCCAUCUCUUCCGUCACCUACUGGCAACAGCACACCACUGGGUCCCAGCAAGGAGACCCGGAGGCAGGAGAAGGAGCGGCAGAAACAGGAGAAGGAGCGUGAGAAGAAGGAGCGGCAGAAACAGGAGAAGGAGCGGGAAAAACAGGAGAAGGAGCGGCAGAAGUGGGAAAAAGAGCAGAAGGAGCAGCAGAAGCAGGAGAAGGAGCGGCUGAAGCAGGAGAAGGAGCAACAGAAGCAGAAGAAGUCCCAAGGCAGGAAGCUUUCGCUGCGUCGGAAGGCAGAUGGGCCCCCAGCCCCCCAGGAUGGCGACGACCGGUCCUCGGCAUCUGAGGCCCACCAGGACGCUUACUUCUGACCUCUGCCCUGGGGCUGGACUGCAUGGCCCCCCUUUUUCCCCUUAGCCAAGAGCAGGCCCCUGGGCCGGCUGUCCUUUUCUGGGGAAGGUGGCUUGGUUCCUGUCUCCUUGCCAGCUGCUGACCCUGCAGCCAGGACGGUCAGUGCAUGGGGCAGCUGCGUUCCCUGGAGCAGCCGUUAACACAGGUCUGGGGCCCACACCUGCACAUAGGCCCAGCUGGGGUGUUUGUCACUCCUGCCCCGGUUUCCUCUGGGGUCCCUUCGCAGGGAUUGUCCUGAUUGGCCUUCUGUCAUCACAGGGGUGACUCCUGGCUAUGGGAGUCAGCAGUUUUCAGAUUCUUACACUCCUGUUGCUCCCCUCAUUCAUGAAGUGGAGCUGAGUCCCUUUCCCUUCUUCUGCCCUGCCUGUCUCCACAUCCUGGCUGGGGCCCAAUGCCCUCCUUGUUCAACACCUGGAUAUGUCUGGGUUGUAAUGACGUACAGAGGACCUGGUCGGCCCAGGGUGGGGUGUUUGCUCUGUCUUCUGUCCUUCAGUUCUUCCAUGGUGUUCUUGAACUCUGAUUUAUUUAAUGGGACAUGCACUGGAUAGGAAAUGUCCCCCACUCCUUGCUCUCCUUCCUCUGUAUUCUCAGGCUCCCCCUGCUUUGUCUCACUAGGGCCCACACCUGUCACCGUGUUCCCUUCCAAUUCUCCAGCCCCUCUUUGGGAAAGGGGUCUUCCCUUAAGCUCCCGGGGAUGGGACCCAAUGUUUACAUUCUCUUCUGUCUCUGCCCCCACCCGAUGCGGCGCUUUGAGAAACCAGAAAAGAACCUGCUGUUAUACCUGG